Molecule: messenger RNA, 2296 nt
Organism: Panicum virgatum (switchgrass)
Lineage: Eukaryota; Viridiplantae; Streptophyta; Magnoliopsida; Poales; Poaceae
Exons: 11
Coding region: 623-1870 (415 amino acids)
Biological process (GO): negative regulation of translation; regulatory ncRNA-mediated post-transcriptional gene silencing
Cellular component (GO): cytoplasm
Molecular function (GO): rRNA N-glycosylase activity; nucleic acid binding
Source: RefSeq, a predicted model, not a curated record
GCGGCGGCCACAUCCCCGUGUACGACGGCGGCGACUCUCUGUUCACCGCCGGCACGCUGCCAUUCGACACCAGGAAGUUCGAGGCCAUUGUCUAUUCUGAAGACGACAAAAGUAAGGGUCGGCAGUACAAUGUGUUGAUCAAGCACGCCGCUGCGAUCAGCCUUCUGCAGCCGAGGAUGCUCUUGGCGGGCUACCCCACGGACAUCCGGGAGGAGGUGCUGCAGGUCCUUGACAUCGUGGACGACAUCUUCGUCGUAGAUGUAUCUUCAACAGUACCCAUUGAACCCUUGCUACUGAUUGACUUCGUUCAGAAGAUUUUUAAGAUUGAUAUCUUGAAUGGAAAGUUCACUAAAGCUGAAUAUGCUAAGCUUUUGAAGGCCCUCAGUGGCAUGAGAAUUGAAGGUACAAACGAAGUAGUAAUCCAAAACUACAGAGUUGUUGGGUUGUUGUCGUCCUCGAAUUGUACUAAUGAUUCGAGUUUCGAAUCACCUCCUGGACCCAUGAAAAAGUUCAUAGAUGAUUCUAGAGAAAAAUAAAGUUCAUAGAUGAUUCUAGAGAAAAAUACAAUCUGGAACUGAAGUACAAGUUUCUCCCAUGGCUUCAAGUUUGCAGUGAGCAGAAGAUGAAAUAUCUUCCUAUAGAGGUUUGCAAGAUAGUUCCCAGACAGCUUUAUCAGAAGAAGCUGGAAGCCAGUCAGGUCGCAAGUGACUUAUCUGAUUGGAAGCUUCCAAUAUUCAUUGAAUGCUCAGAUAAAGUGGAAGAUGACCUUCAUUUGCGGUAUGGAGAAGCUCAGAAUGAGGGCGGAGGGAGGCACUCGGCCUUUGAUGAUGUACAAAAGAGUUUGCCGAUUGUUUCGAACAAGCCACCAGUUAUAUUUGGUGCUGAUGUUACCCAUCUUAAACCUGUAGAUGAUUCUGCCCCCUCCAUUGCAUCUGUCGGUGGCUCCGAAGAUUGGCAUGAGGUGUCCAAGUAUAGUGGUAUCCUUCCACAAAUUUACCGUAAAACACUCACUGAUGGCCUAGAAAAUAUUUUCAAAGAAAAAUGCAAUCAAGAGAUGAACAGGCUCAACCUUACCACUGGCUUUGAAGGAAAUGAGUUUGGACAAUCCAACUCUGUGUUUGAAACUGACUGUGAGCCCAUCAGAAAUACAGUAACGAUGAAACUUGAUGGGAACAAAGAGAAUGACUGGACAAGCUAUUGCCAAACGAUGGCUCAAGUUAAAGCUUGGUUCAUGUCCAAUGGUACUGCUGUGGAUGUAAGUGAACUGGUGGGCGAAGAAAAGUACAUCCAUGUGGUGCCGGAUAAUGGAACGUUUCAUCUUACGCUGACACACAGGGGAGAGUCCGUUGACUUAAUCAUAGAUGCCCGUGAAGCAUGGUUGAAGGGCGAAGCAAGCCCAGAUCUGAUAUGCGAAUUUAAUAGUUGUGACAGAUAUAUCUCCCAUGAAUUCGGCCAAAUGCUGAAAGAUUGCGAUGGUUCUUACUCAUCAGUGGCACCAGACCAUCGCAUUGAGUUAAUUCCAGUUGGAAAUCAAGCUCUGCUAGAGGCUUUUAGGAUAUUGAAGGCAGGACCAGGAGCAGAUAUCAAAGGAGAGCUGGUAUCAUCAUUCGAGGAAGCCUGUGGCGUAAUCAUAGUUCACUUUCUUGAGCCUUUAAAAUACCAUGAGAUAUUUGACUUUGUUUGCGAGGCUUUGAGAGAUGAUAAACCAAGUUAUUUGCCAAAGUACCUGGUCAAAGCCCUAAAAAUAUGGGGCAAAAUGGGUGAGACUGCUGGUAAGUAUGUCUUUCGGUCACUCACUGGAUCCCAAGUUGAUAAGUUCGAUAUAUCAUGGAGGGGGCUGAAACACUUAAAUCAUUUGAGGAUGUGGUAAAUAAUGUAUUCAUUAUGCCACAAGUUUUCCUUGAUCAUGUGUUCUUUAAGAAAGUACAGUUCAAGGAUACCACUUUCAGACCAGUGGAUCCUGGCCUAGGUGAUCCUGAUUCAUUCCUAAUGGUCAACUUAUACAGAAGAAUUGUGAACAAAUCAAAUCUGAACAAGAGGGAGAGGCAGUUCCUCCUGGAUCACGAGUUCUAUUUCGGAAAUAGAACUGGAGGUCCCCCCGUGCAAGCUUGCAGCGGCAGUCCUUGAGAAGGGGAAAGAUUCCAAACCAUGGAAGUCUGUUCUGCCCUUCCGGGGCCAGGUAGUCCGCAACAGUGCCAGACUGUUGUCCAUCUGGAAACAUCAUUUCAAGUGAGCAUGCUGGAAAUGCUGUAAACUUUUGGUCGCAGUAAGAACACAUCAAAUUUCUGUACAUUUU